Molecule: messenger RNA, 1446 nt
Organism: Brassicogethes aeneus
Lineage: Eukaryota; Metazoa; Arthropoda; Insecta; Coleoptera; Nitidulidae
Source: the annotation of a GenBank genome assembly
AUGAAAAAAGAUAGAUGGUUUUGUAACAAGCCGCUCGAUGAACAACAAGAUUUGGCUCAAAACAAUAAAAUUGUACCAUCUGAUUCAGAAUCUGUAAUAUUAAAGAAUUCCAAUGAUAGUCCAAUCUGGAUUCCUGAAAGUGAUAAUGAGUCAGAAACAUCCCUUAGUUCCCCUAUGAUCUGCUGCACUCCCCCUGAUAGUCCCAUAUCGUCUGAAAAUAUAUGUCUAAAUAUUGAAAUAAACGACAAUAUUUCAAAAACUGAAGCGUCUACAAGUUCAAAAUCGAAAAAAGUAUUUUGUUACUAUUGUGAAACGGAAGUAUUAAAUUUUCCUAGACAUAUAACAAGAAAUCAUAAAUCUGAAAUAGAUGUACAAAAAAUAUUAUCUUUGCCGAAACUAUCUAAGGAAAGAAAAAACUUACUUUUUGCAUUAAGAAAAAAAGGGAAUUACCUUAAAAGCAAUGAUAACUUGAGUAAACCAGUAAAAACAGGAAAUGAAAAUACAAAUUAUUUACCAUGCAUACACUGUCUAGGAUAUUACUCAUCAAAGAACUUAUGGCGUCAUCGCAAAAAAUGCGAUGCCAAUUCAAAUAAAGGAGCCUCUACUAAAAAUUCAAAGUCUGAAGCACAAAAUUUUUUAAUCCGUAAUUUGAAAGUAGAUCCUCAAUUAAAAAUCGAUGUUUUUCCUCGAAUGAGAGCUGAUAAGGUAUCUCUUGUUGCUAAGAAGGAUGCGCUAAUAUGCGCAUUUGCAGCCAGAUAUUUAAAAAUUCAUAGGGAGAACCAUUUUAUUCUUGUGGCUUCUAGAAAAAUGAGGGAACUAGCCAGACUCUUGUUGGAAAUAAAAAAAAUAAAACCAACAAUAAACAGCCUUUAUGAGGUUCUGAAACCUGAAUAUUACGAUACUUUAGUUUCUGCAACUAAAGUUGUCUUUCGGUAUGAUCCGGAAUCUAAGACUUAUCAAGCUCCAACGUUUGCAUUAAAUAUGGGUACUACCUUAAAACAGUGUUGUGAUAUUGCACUAGUAUACACUCUUAAAAAAUCACAAAAACUUUCAACAGUUUCUUUAGCGAACCAAGAAGCAGAUCUUAAAACUCUAAUCCAGCUAAUUAAUAGUAACUGGAAAUUUGAUGUUUCCAGUCAAGCUUCCAGUGAUCUUAAUAUACAAAAAUGGAAUAAAGUCACUUUGGUACCCUUCGCCAAUGACCUUAAAUUAUUAAAAGAUUGCCUUAUAAAUAAAGCCAAUAUGGCUCUUUGUAAACUAAAAGAAAACACCAGUGAUGAAAAAUCAUACAUUAUUUUGAUGGAAACCAUCUACUCCAGGAUAAUACUACUAAAUAGGCGACGUCCAGGGGAGUUACAGAGACUUUUGGUAAAUACUUACAAAUCUUUAAUCCUUAAUGAAAAUUCUCAAGCAUAUGAAGAAUUUGGAGAAGUUAUUUCAGAAUGA